This is a messenger RNA of Monosiga brevicollis MX1, 1533 nucleotides long. RefSeq lists its product as uncharacterized. Bases 1 to 1533 code for a protein of 510 amino acids. NCBI's taxonomy places the organism in Eukaryota, Choanoflagellata, Craspedida, Salpingoecidae. The transcript has 2 exons. Gene Ontology annotation, molecular function: N-acetylgalactosaminide beta-1,3-galactosyltransferase activity. The record is from RefSeq and is a predicted model, not a curated record. Gene Ontology annotation, cellular component: membrane.
AUGGUGGAGCAGCGCCUGGGCAUUGCCAUGCUGCUGUUGGGCACCCUAACGCUGAGCUCGGAGCUACGCAGCGACUUGCAGGGCCUGAGGGCCGAUGUUCAGAGCGUGAGGCGCAGCGCCGCCCCUCAACAGCCUUUGCACGCUGGCGCUGAAAAUGGGGUCAAGACCGGGCUUGUGGUCAACCCGCCGCGCCUCGCUCGGGACUCGCCACGCCUUACCUCAGAUGCCGGUCUGACGAACAUCUUUGCGACAGAGGGUUCCCAGAUCCGCUCCGUGUUUCGUGCCGUCGAAGAUUGUGUCAAGUUGACCCCUGACGGCCGCGUGCUGCUGCUGGCCUGCGGUACCACCGUCAAUGAGAAUGCCUAUUUGACAGCCAAGGGACAGAUUCGCUUGGUUAAGCAGUCGGUUUGCCUCGAAGCCAACAUCCAAGAACACCGCAUCAGCACCAAGCCGUGCGAAGCCGAUUCCAAAGCACAGCAAUGGCGCCUGGAGGCCCCCGCCCCACAUCGCGCAGGGCUGCUCCGUAGCCAGGCCAACCCCAGUCUUUGCUUGUCGCCGCACAUGAAUAAUAUCCGACUAACGCCCUGUGGUAACAACUGCCAAGACUUUUGGAUGCCCGUCCCCGAUGCAGACCCUCCCUCACAGGCGCCCAUGGAGGAGCCAACUCAGAGCCUGCUGGCGCAGUACAACGCUGCGGUCCGUGCUGCUGGCGUUCGAGUCGCCUGCUUUGUCAUCACGCACCCAGGCAAUCACGACACCAAAGCUCGCAUGAUCAAUGCCACUUGGGGCCAGCGCUGCAAUGAGCUCGUCUUUGUUACUACUCAGCCGGCCCCCGGUCUCAAUGCAGCCAUCAUGCACAUUGACGAGCCGGAUGAUCGCAAGUUCUUGCGAACCAAGGGCAAAUUUGCCUACAUGCACAUGUACGAACACUACUUGGACCGCGCCGACUGGUUUGUGCGCGCUGACGAUGACACCUACAUUGUCAUGGAGAAUCUGAAGGAGUAUGUGGAGACCAUGUCCCCGGACCACCUCGUCGCACUCGGUCGCCGCUUCUUUAACAUGGGCGAUCGCAACUCACCUUUCAACGCCGGUGGCCCCGGCGUUGUCGUGAGCCGAGCUGCACUCAAGCGCCUGGGCGACCGCACUCGCGAGGGGCUGGAAUGGACGCCACCGGCUUUUGGUCAAGGUGAUGAUCUGCAAGCUGGACAAACCUUCACGGCCAUCGGUGUCGAGGUCCUGGACACACGUGGACCAGAUGGCAAGCAUCGUUUCCACCCACUGCACGUUGCUAUUGAACGUCAGGGCCGAGCCCCUAAACCCGGCUCCACGUACUGGUUUGACCAGUUUUCCAAGGACACGCAGCCCAUGGAGCGCUGCUGCGUUGAGAACUGGGUGGGUAGCCACUACACCAAGCCUCACGAAAUGCUGGCUUGGGACGCCAUGGAGACGAGCGGCUGUACAAACAACCCCGCCUACGUGCCCCAUCUUCGACUGCCGCACUCGCUAGCCAAGGCCGUGCGCAAGCACGCCUAG